Molecule: messenger RNA, 1449 nt
Organism: Penicilliopsis zonata CBS 506.65
Lineage: Eukaryota; Fungi; Ascomycota; Eurotiomycetes; Eurotiales; Aspergillaceae
Exons: 5
Coding region: 1-1449 (482 amino acids)
Biological process (GO): cellular response to heat; trehalose biosynthetic process
Cellular component (GO): cytosol; alpha,alpha-trehalose-phosphate synthase complex (UDP-forming)
Molecular function (GO): alpha,alpha-trehalose-phosphate synthase (UDP-forming) activity
Source: RefSeq, a predicted model, not a curated record
AUGUCUCCUGCACUGACUGCUGAUCCGUCACUGGGGGGUGACUCCCGGCUGCUGCUGGUUUCGAACCGUCUGCCUAUCACGAUCAGACGGUCCGAAGGUGGGAAAUAUGAGUUCUCCAUGUCCUCGGGGGGGCUGGUCACCGGUCUCAGCGGGCUGUCCAAGACCACCACUUUCCAGUGGUACGGAUGGCCAGGCCUCGAGGUGCCCGAGGACGAGGUUGAGAUCGUGCAGCAGCGACUGAACGACGAGUUCAACGCGACGGCCGUGUUUAUUGACGACAAGCUGGCUGACCGUCACUACAAUGGUUUCUCGAACUCGAUUCUUUGGCCCCUGCUUCAUUAUCACCCCGGUGAGAUCGUGUUCGAUGAGGGUGUGUGGGAUGCGUACCGCGAGGCCAACCAGCUCUUCGCCAAAACCAUCGCAGAGGAAGCUAGAGACGGUGACCUGAUCUGGGUUCAUGACUACCACCUGAUGCUGCUGCCACAGUUGCUCCGCGAAGAGCUUCAAUCAGCGGGCAAGAAGAACAUCCGCAUUGGUUUCUUCCUGCAUACUCCGUUCCCCAGCAGCGAGAUCUACAGGAUCCUGCCUGUACGAGGUCAACUGCUGCGCGGUGUCCUGCAUUGCGACCUGAUUGGCUUUCAUACCUAUGACUACGCACGGCAUUUUCUAAGCAGCUGCGCACAUAUCCUAGGUCUUGUGACAACACCAAGUAGUGUCAAAUUUGAGGGCCGGUCGGUAACCGUUGGGGCCUUUCCGAUAGGUAUUGACCCCGACAAGUUCACCGAGGGAUUGAAGAACCCCAAGGUUCAGAACCGCAUCGCCAGCCUGGAGAGCAAAUUCCAGGGAAUGAAGCUUAUGGUGAGUGUCGAUCGGCUGGACUACAUUAAGGGGAUCCCCCAGAAACUGCAUGCCCUCGAGGUCUUCCUUGCCAAUCAUCCAGAAUGGGUGGGGAAAGUGGUUUUGGUGCAAGUUGCAGUUCCCAGUCGGCAAGAUGUCGAGGAGUAUCAGAACCUUAGAGCUGUGGUCAACGAACUGGUUGGCAGAAUCAACGGCAAAUUCGGAACCGUGGAUUACAUGCCGAUUCACUUUAUGCACAAGUCUGUGAGCUUUGACGAGCUCAUUGCUCUCUAUGCCGUGUCCGAUGCCUGUGUGGUGUCGUCCACUCGGGACGGGAUGAACCUGGUGUCCUUUGAAUACAUCGCUACGCAGCAGAACCGCAACGGGGUCCUGAUCAUGUCCGAGUUCGCGGGCGCGGCGCAGAGUCUUAAUGGCAGCAUUGUUGUCAACCCCUGGAACACCGAGGAACUUGCCGACGCCUACCAUGAAGCGGUUUCAAUGAGUGAUGAGCAGCGGGCCAUCAAGUUUGAGAAGCUCUACAAGUAUAUUUCCAAGUAUACCAGUGCCUUUUGGGGAAAAUCGUUCGUGACUGAGAUGUCUCGGUGUUCGUAA